Drosophila guanche is the source of this 1972-nucleotide messenger RNA. RefSeq names its product gamma-tubulin complex component 2 homolog. Gene Ontology annotation, cellular component: equatorial microtubule organizing center; centrosome; spindle pole. The transcript has a single exon. Lineage: Eukaryota; Metazoa; Arthropoda; Insecta; Diptera; Drosophilidae. The coding region runs from base 16 to 1971 and encodes 651 amino acids. Gene Ontology annotation, molecular function: microtubule minus-end binding; gamma-tubulin binding. The record is from RefSeq and is a predicted model, not a curated record. Gene Ontology annotation, biological process: meiotic cell cycle; cytoplasmic microtubule organization; spindle assembly.
GACCACCGCACACACAUGCUGUGGGACUAUGACACGGUGGCAAAUGGAAAUCUAACCAAAGUGCAGCCACAGCUGGGCGCACUACCAGUGGCCAUGCAGCAGCGCUACAUACUGAAAGAUCUGAUGCAAUGUUUGGUGGGGAUAAGAGCCCAGUACAUAGUGCCGGAGGACUUCAUCAUCGAUGCGCAGCUGGAUGGAAGCAUGAGGGAGGUGGUGCAGCAGAUUCUCCCACUAGCCACGUACUUCUCGGGCAUACAGCGAUUGAUGGCAGCCAGCGAUGGCCAUGGACAGGUGCUCAAUGCCUUGAACGCCGCGCUGCAGGAUCUAACCAGCGAUUUCUAUGCGCUAAUCGCACAAGUGGACGAGGAGCUGCAGCGCCAGCGUAUGACCGUGCAGAACUUUCUCUACUAUCUGCAGCCCACCAUGUGGGUAAUGGAGGAGGUCUGGAAGGUGCUGCGGGACAUCCAAGCCAACGAAUGCCGCGGCGGCGCAGUGUUGAAUCUGCUCUACGGACGCAUACGCCUGCUGGAGGGCAACGCGGCAGCCCAGCAGAUGCUGACCACACUGACAAAUGCGGCGGGAGCUCCCUUCAUGCGCCAGCUGCAGCUGUGGAUACACAAGGGACAGCUGGGGCACACCAGCAAGGAGUUCCUCGUGCAGGAUAACGACACGGCAGGACUGCCGGGUCGCCACGCGGAUGACUAUUGGGAGAAACGUUACAGCGUGCGGCACGAGCAAGUGCCGGCAUUCCUCUCACGCUACACGGACAUCAUACUGUCCACAGGGAAGUACCUGAAUGUGAUUCGCCAGUGCGGCAAGGCAACGCUGCCCAUACAAGAGCAGCAACUGGAGCUGGAGCUGGCAGGGACCCACGCUGGGCGCAUCGAGAAGGUGAUCCUUGAGGCCUACUACUUUGCCGCCGGCAUGCUGCUGAAUGUGCUGCUCCAAGAGCACGAUCUGUUGGGGCAUCUCAAGUCCGUGAAGAACUAUCUGCUGCUGGGACAGGGCGACUUCAUCACACUAUUCAUGGACGCCUGCGAGCCAGAGUUGUCCAAGCCCGUGGAUCAUGUGCAGCUGCUGAUCCUAGAGAAUCUGCUGGGCCUCACGUUGCGUUUGUCCAUGGGCAGGCAGGAUCCCUACAACGAUGAUCUACACUGCGAUCUGCUGACCUACGACUUGGUCACACAACUGUCCAAGAUUAUGGGCCAACAGGAGGAGCAGGCGUACGGACAGUCGCAGACACCACGCGAGGAACUGCGCGGCAUCGAGUGCUUCUCCUUCAGCUACGAGGCCAAGUGGCCCUGCUCGAUUGUGCUCAACCACAUUGCCAUUUCCAAGUACCAGAUGCUCUUCCGGCAGCUCUUCUACUGCAAGCACGCGGAGCGACAGAUCUGCAAGAUUUGGAAGCUGAAUCACGCGCCCAAGGAUCGAUCGUACGCGGAACUGCACCGCUCGCUGUGCACCCUGCGGCAGCGUAUGAUGAAUGCCAUCCAAAACAUCGAGUACUACAUGAUCUACGAGGUGAUUGUGCCCAAUUGGCAUCUCUUCAGCGAGCGCCUCAAGCACGUGGAGAAUGUGGAUGAGGUUUUGCUGCACCAUCAGGACUUUCUCGACUCGUGCCUCAAGAGCUGCGUCAUGACGGAGUCCUCGCAGCUGAGUCGCGCCAUCUUUAAGCUCUGCAAGAUCUGCAUUGAUUUUUGCAGCUUUAUAGAGUUGGAGCAGUUGCUGGAGCCGUCGGAGCGGUUUGCGGAGCGUGUUAACUACUUUGAUUUGGAGUUCAAGGAGCUGCUGGUGUCGUUUCUGCAGCAAAUCAUAACAACGGCUAGGAAGAAUCGCAAUAGCUUUAUCAAUCUGGUGUAUCGCAUUAAUUUUAAUGGCUUUUACACUGAAGAAAUGGAGAAGAUAGGCAGGGAGGCAGUUGAAGAGAAGGAGCUAAAGGAAGGGCAAGAACAGGAGCGAGAGCAAGACUAAG